AUGGUAGAGGAUGAUCUCAAGAAGAAGGAGAGGGUUAGAGCUCAGAAAAAGAAGAAAAAUGAUAAUUCAAUAAAUAACGAGACUGAAGAGAGCAAAUACAUGCAUGCUCUACCUUUUCCUCAGAAGCAAAGAAGAGAAAAGUUGGAUAAACAAUUUAGGCGCUUUUUAGAAGUGCUCAAGCAGGUGUAUGUGAAUAUACUUUUCACAGAGGUGCUUUCACAGAUGCCAGCUUAUGCUAAAUUCAUGAAGGAGAUAUUGUCCAAGAAGCAAAAAGUGGAAGAGACAUCGGUAGUCAAGCUGAAGGAGCAUUGUAGUGCCAUCUUGAAAAAUAAGCUUCCUAAAAAAUGUGGAGAUCGAGGGAGUUUUACUAUACAUUGCUCUUUAGGAAGUACUAAAUUUAAAAACUCUUUGUGUGAUUUAGGUGCUUCCAUUAAUCUUAUGCCUUUGUCUAUUUUCAGGAAAUUGGAGGGAGAGAUUGGAGAGAUCAGGUCGAUCCUUGUGUCCUUGCAGCUGGCGAAUCAGACCACAAUCAUAUCUGAAGGAAUAGUGGAAGCUGUGCUGGUUCGGGUAGACAAAUUUGUGUUCCCAGUGAAUUUCAUUGUGGUCAACAUGGAGGAGAAUAGGGAGGUCCUACUAAUUUUAGGAAGACCCUUCUUGGCUACGGGCAGAGCAAUUCUAGAUAUUCAGGAAAGGCAGCUCAUGCUCAGAGUAGGGGAUGAAAGGUUGAUCUUCAAAAUGGAAGGAGAAAGGGGGGCCCUAAAAUAG
Molecule: messenger RNA, 765 nt
Organism: Nicotiana tabacum (common tobacco)
Lineage: Eukaryota; Viridiplantae; Streptophyta; Magnoliopsida; Solanales; Solanaceae
Source: RefSeq, a predicted model, not a curated record